AUGGUGGAUGACGUAUGGGAAACCGAUGUUUGGAAUCAUCUCACAAGAUGUUUUCCUAAAAGUCUUGGAGGUGCAGUAUUGGUAACCUCUCGGCUAAAAGAGAUUGCAGACUACACUACAUCAAGUAACAAGAAUCUUCAUAACUUGCAUGUUCUCGAUUCUAAUGAAAGUUGGGAACUAUUUUGCAGUCACAUUUUCUUGAAACAACCCUUGCGCUCUAAAUUCAAGACAAUUCGAAGGAAUAUUGUUGAAAAGUGUGGGGGGCUACCCUUGGCAAUUGUUGUACCUGCUGGACUUAUAUCCCGACUCAGCAAAGUUAAACAAUUGGAAAAUAUUGAGGAAGAAAUGAACUAUCUUGCUAGUACAGAUAUUGGUGAACAAUGUUCACGAAUUCUUAUUGUAAGUUACAACCAUUUACCUCAGCAUUUGAAAGCUUGCUUUUUAUAUUUAGGAGUUUUCUCAGGCCAUAAUGAAAUUCCAGUUAAAAAGCUUGUUAGGUUAUGGAUUGUCGAGGGGUUUGUGAAGAAGUCAGUGGGGGAUAAGGAAUUGGAAGAAGUGGGUGUUGGGUAUUUACAAGAUCUUAUUAGUAAAAGCCUUGUCCAAAUUGAUAAGCUUAAAUGUGAUGGCCAAAUCAAGACAUGUAGGAUGCAUCAUCUCCUGCGCGUACUUUGUGUGAGACAAGCAAGAAACGAAAAACUUUUGUAUGUUGAAGACGAUGGUUUUGAUAUGUGCAACAUUAUUAGUUCUAAAAAAGCCUGUGGUAUUCGGGGUUGGCUAGGUUUUAGAUCAUCGUCAAAGCCUGAGCCUUUUGAUAUGUGCAGCAGUUCCAAAAAAGCCGGUGGUACUUGUCGUUGGCUAAGUUUUAGAUCAUCAAAUUUAAAGUCUGAACAUUUUGAUUUUUGCAACAGUAAAGCCCGCUCCAUUUUGUGUUUGCAUAAAGAUGAAAUAAUGCCAAUGGUCAAUGAUCCAAAGCCUCUAAACUUCAGCUUGUUAAUAGUUCUAGAUUUGACUUCUCCCUUGUACAACAAGGGAGUCCAUUUGUCCGCCCGAGAUCAUCUAUCCAAUAUGGUUCUUCUAAGAUACCUAGCUUUUGAGAUGGAUAGGUCUCUUGGCUUCCAGGGUCUCAAGAAUCUACUGUCUAAAAAUAAAAAAUUGCGAACACUUAUGGUUUCACAUAGUGCCCCUCACUGGCAAGUGUAUUCUUCUCAUUUGCCAUCCACAAUUUGGGGAUCACCACAGUUAAGGCAUCUUGAGUUUAGAAACUUCUUUAGAGUGGAGCCUCCAGGCAUAGUGAAAGAGGACUUGCAAGUUGGUAUUGGUUGA
Ipomoea nil (Japanese morning glory) is the source of this 1323-nucleotide messenger RNA. RefSeq names its product putative late blight resistance protein homolog R1A-4. The coding region runs from base 1 to 1323 and encodes 440 amino acids. The transcript has 2 exons. Gene Ontology annotation, molecular function: ADP binding. The record is from RefSeq and is a predicted model, not a curated record. Gene Ontology annotation, biological process: defense response to other organism. NCBI's taxonomy places the organism in Eukaryota, Viridiplantae, Streptophyta, Magnoliopsida, Solanales, Convolvulaceae.